Messenger RNA from Talpa occidentalis (Iberian mole), 1369 nucleotides. Its product is annotated as prosaposin receptor GPR37. The coding region runs from base 1 to 903 and encodes 300 amino acids. Gene Ontology annotation, biological process: adenylate cyclase-inhibiting G protein-coupled receptor signaling pathway; positive regulation of MAPK cascade. NCBI's taxonomy places the organism in Eukaryota, Metazoa, Chordata, Mammalia, Eulipotyphla, Talpidae. The transcript has 2 exons. Gene Ontology annotation, molecular function: prosaposin receptor activity; G protein-coupled peptide receptor activity. Gene Ontology annotation, cellular component: signaling receptor complex; plasma membrane. The record is from RefSeq and is a predicted model, not a curated record.
AUGAACCUCACUCCUGCUCCUAAAGCUACUCUGUUGACCUCUCAGAGAUUAUUUAAUGUAAACGUAUUCUGUGUCCUUCCCCAGGUUGCGUCUCUCGGAGUCACUACCUUCACCUUAUGCGCUCUGUGCAUCGACCGCUUCCGUGCGGCCACCAAUGUGCAGAUGUACUAUGAAAUGAUCGAAAACUGUUCCUCAACAACCGCUAAACUAGCUGUCAUCUGGGUUGGUGCUCUCCUCUUGGCACUUCCAGAAGUUGUUCUCCGCCAGCUGAGCAAGGAGGAUCUGGGUUUUAGCGGCCGAGCGCCAGCAGAGCGCUGUGUCAUCAAGAUCUCUCCCGACUUACCGGACACCAUCUACGUUUUAGCCCUGACCUAUGACAGCGCCAGGCUCUGGUGGUAUUUUGGCUGUUACUUCUGCUUGCCCACACUUUUUACCAUCACCUGCUCCUUGGUGACUGCAAGGAAAAUCCGCAAAGCAGAGAAAGCCUGUAGCCGAGGAAAUAAGCGGCAGAUCCAGCUGGAAAGUCAGAUGAACUGCACAGUAGUGGCUCUGACCAUUUUAUAUGGCUUUUGCAUUAUUCCAGAAAAUAUCUGCAACAUUGUUACUGCCUACAUGGCCACAGGGGUUUCCCAGCAGACAAUGGACCUGCUUAAUAUCAUCAGCCAGUUCCUGCUGUUCUUUAAGUCCUGUGUCACCCCUGUGCUUCUUUUCUGUCUUUGCAAACCCUUCAGCCGGGCCUUUAUGGAGUGCUGCUGCUGUUGCUGUGACGAGUGCAUUCAGAAGUCUUCUACAGUGACCAGCGAUGACAAUGACAACGAGUAUACCACAGAGCUUGAACUCUCACCUUUUAGUACCAUACGCCGGGAAAUGUCCACGUUUGCAUCUGUUGGGACUCACUGCUGAAGGACAGCCAUUGGUUUGGUUAGAUUUGCUCAUUUGUUUGCUUUUCAUAUCCUGUGAAAGUUUUUACUACCUAUUUUUCCUUACUGGGGAAAAAUGCAAAACAGAAAAGAGAGAGAGAAAUAUUAACUACUGUAGAACUGAUUUUGCAGAUUAAUAUUUGUGCUUUGAAAAAAUGUUUAUAUUUAGUUAUUUAAGAAGUAUGAGGAGGCUAAUGUUUUAGAUCAGUUUAUCCGGUAUGGUGCUAAUAUUUUAUUUGUAAAAGUUACUGCACCUUAACUUGAGUAAUUGCUAUUUUUCUUUGUUUUUAAAAUAUAAUCAUUGUAUAUUGAUUAUAGCCAAGUGAUUUUGUAGGCUCUUUUAUGUUUAAGUUGUGAUUGAAAGUAUAUUGUAUAUGGUAUCGUGAAAUGAUUUGUAGUUAAAAAGCUUUCACAAAGUAGCACCAAAUAAAUUACGCUUUAUUCUUUAA